Messenger RNA from Capsella rubella, 2218 nucleotides. RefSeq names its product aldo-keto reductase family 4 member C10. Gene Ontology annotation, molecular function: aldose reductase (NADPH) activity. The coding region runs from base 1059 to 2003 and encodes 314 amino acids. Gene Ontology annotation, cellular component: cytosol. The record is from RefSeq and is a predicted model, not a curated record. The transcript has 12 exons. NCBI's taxonomy places the organism in Eukaryota, Viridiplantae, Streptophyta, Magnoliopsida, Brassicales, Brassicaceae.
CUCUCUCUCUCUCUCUCUCGACUUCGUGUGCGAAACGGCGAUGGACUUCGUGUGCGAAACGGCGAUGUUUGUGUUCGUUGAAGUGUGGUCGUUGUCGUCUGCCGUAUAGAUUUAGUGUCUAUUUGUAUGGUAUUUUGAUUCGAGUCGGGUUUAUAUUGCACACUCUGAUUUUUAAACUUGGUUUCUUGUGUGGUUGUUUGAUUCAAGUUGGGGUUUUGUAUUUGAUUAGAUUUAGUGUGUCUUUGUAUGGUAGUCUAAUUAAAGUUGGUUUUGUAUUGUUCACUCUUGAGUAACUUCGUUUCUUGUCUGGUUGUUUGAUUCAAGUUGGGGUUUUGUAUUGUGCAAUCUUGGUUUGCAGAAAAGGAGAAUCUUUGUUCGUAUGGGUUACCGAAUGAAGAAUGAGAAGUGAAUUUACCAGCUGAAGAAGUGCCUCCUGAGCUUCCACAGCCAGCUCUUGGUAUUAACUUUGCAAGAGAUGGGCUCUCUGAAAAAGAAUGGCUUUUUCUUAUUGCCAUUCACAGUGACGCUUGGUUACUUUCUGUUUCCUUUUACUUCGGCUCGAGGUUUUCUUUCCACAAGGAAGAUAGGAAGCGCUUGUUCAACAUGAUCAAUGAUGUUCCUACUAUAUUUGAGGUAGUGACUGGAAUGGCUAAAAGCCAAUCAAAGGACAAGUCAUCUGCUGCAAACCAAAACGGCAGCAAAUCCAAUUAGAUGGUUACAUGGCUAGGAGGAUGAAGAUUAAUUCUGUUGUUGGCUCGUACCUUGAUCCUCUUGCAGACAAGGUUCUUAUUGGGUGUGUCGCAGUAGCAAUGGUGCAGAAGAUUACAUGUAUUUAUAUCAAGAGGAUUACAUUUAAUGGAGUCCUAGAUUGCAAUACUGCCUUUUAAACUUUAAUACUAAAGCCAUUUUUGGUGGAUGCAUGUGACAUUUGUGCUCUGAAGCUGGACUGGUUGGUAUUGUGGUGUUACGGGAUGUUGCACUCGUCGGUGGUGCAGUUUACCUAAGGGCACUAAAUUUGGACUGGAAGUUGCUACUGUACAUCUUCUGUAGCUCUGAUCAUGGCCGACGAAAUCAGAUACUUUGAGCUUAACACUGGAGCGAAGAUACCAUCAGUCGGUCUCGGAACGUGGCAGGCGGAUCCUGGUCUCGUCGGAAACACUGUCGAAGCCGCUGUUAAGAUCGGGUAUCGCCACAUUGAUUGUGCUCAAAUCUAUGGCAACGAGAAGGAGAUUGGGUUAGUCCUGAAGAAAUUGUUUGAUGAUGGAGUUGUUAAGCGUGAGGAUAUGUUCAUCACAUCCAAACUCUGGUGUACAGAUCAUGAUCCUCAAGAUGUACCUGAGGCACUAAAAAGUACUCUACAGGAUCUCCAGCUUGACUACGUCGAUCUGUAUCUCAUUCAUUGGCCUGUUACCCUCAAGAAAGGUUCUAGUGGCUUUAAACCAGAGAACAUUUUACCAACUGAUAUUCCUAGCACAUGGAAAGCAAUGGAAUCACUCUUUGAUGCGGGCAAGGCCCGAGCUAUUGGUGUCAGCAAUUUCUCCUCAAAGAAACUUGCGGAUCUCUUGGAGGUGGCUCGCGUCCCUCCUGCUGUUAACCAGGUGGAGUGUCACCCUUCAUGGCAACAAAACGUGCUCAGGGAUUUCUGCAAAUCUAAAGGCGUUCACCUCUCAGGUUACUCUCCUUUGGGUUCUCCAGGAACAACGUGGUUCCAGAGCGAUGUUCUGAAGAACCCUAUUCUUGGCAGUGUUGCUGAGAAGCUGGGAAAGACUCCUGCACAAGUUGCACUUCGCUGGGGUCUCCAAAGCGGUCAAAGUGUUCUUCCCAAAAGCACCCAUGAAGACAGGAUUAAACAGAACUUCGAUGUUUUCGAUUGGUCUAUACCCGAUGACAUGUUAACCAAGUUUUCUGAGAUUGAACAGGGUAGGUUGGUGAGAGGCAUGUCAUUUGUUCAUGAGACGAGUCCUUAUAAGAGUCUUGAAGAACUCUGGGACGGUGAAAUAUAAGUCUCGAGCUGGUUUGCUCAUUGGAAUCAUUUACCGAUUUGUCAUAGAUCAAUAUUUAGUAAUGCUACUAGUUUCCGAUAAUCGGUUCUGCCACGUUUUCAAUGUUUUAUACUCAGAAGAUGCAUUGCUACUCCAAUUAUAUUCGAUACGGAAACCAUAUUACGAAGUUUGGAUGUAAUCAUUUUAAUAAGUUGUCUACAAUUAUAGAUGGUAAA